Molecule: messenger RNA, 964 nt
Organism: Oreochromis aureus
Lineage: Eukaryota; Metazoa; Chordata; Actinopteri; Cichliformes; Cichlidae
Product: secreted frizzled-related protein 5
Exons: 5
Coding region: 101-862 (253 amino acids)
Biological process (GO): non-canonical Wnt signaling pathway; canonical Wnt signaling pathway; negative regulation of canonical Wnt signaling pathway
Molecular function (GO): Wnt-protein binding
Source: RefSeq, a predicted model, not a curated record
CCGACGCUUCCCCCGCCUCCUCCCGCCGCCAGCUGACGUGAUUGGCCGAGGAGAGCCCAGUGCGGUGUGCACAGCAUCAGCAGCACAGCAUUACUACGGGAUGGCCCUGUGCCAAAACAUUGGCUAUAACACCAUGAGGAUGCCCAACCUGCUGGGCCACGAGACUCCUGCUGAGGCUGUACAACAGAGCGCCAGCUGGUUGCCACUCCUUGCCAGAGAGUGCCACCCUGAUGCCCGCAUCUUCCUCUGCUCUCUCUUUGCUCCCAUCUGCCUUGACAGAUUUAUCUCACCCUGCAGGAGCUUGUGUGAAUCCGUACGGGACAGCUGCGCACCGAUCAUGAGUUGCUAUGGCUACCCAUGGCCCGAAAUUCUGCGGUGUGACCAGUAUCCCGCGGACCAUCUCAUGUGUAUCUCCUCCAUCACUAACACCACCGCUGACACAGCAGGGCGUAGAGCGCCACAGGCGAGCUGUCGGGACUGUGAGCUGGAAGAGGCCUCCUCAUCAAAUGAUUUACUUGAGACUUUUUGUAGGAGUGAUUUUGUCGUGAAACUACGACUGACAAGGCUCAAAUACAGCCCAGUCAGUCUAUCUCAGUUCUCACUGGCUGGUAAACUGGACGUCCUGAAGCAGGGACCCUUGUUAGGUGGUCAGCUGCGCUCGCGCAUCGAGCUGUGGCUGGAGAGAGAUGCCACCUGCGUGAGGAACAUGACACGCCAACACCCACGAGGCGGCACCUUUCUUGUGACAGGAACAGUGCAAGGGGAGCGCCUGGUGGUCAACAAAGCUUUCGCCUGGCAGAAACAAGACAAGAACCUGAUGGCAGCUGCACGCAAGUGGAAACAAUACCGAUGCAGAAACUAGGAUUAUAUGUUUAGGUAGAAAAAGUCGAAUAGCUGACUUGAACUGAAACAAGCACUAAACAGCUGUGGUUAGGGGACAAUGUUUAGAAUUAAAUCAUAAGCC